This is a messenger RNA of Cooperia oncophora, 489 nucleotides long. The record is from the annotation of a GenBank genome assembly. Lineage: Eukaryota; Metazoa; Nematoda; Chromadorea; Rhabditida; Trichostrongylidae.
UUGAACUGGUUCACUUAUCCAGGUCCACUCGCCCGUGCGUGCACUAUUUGCGGUAUUCUGAUUCACAAAAAUCACCUUCCUCAGCAUGAAGCACUUCAUAAUGCAACUACUGAGUCAGGCUUACGAAUCAUCGAUACGCAGUCGCCUACAGGCGGUUUCUUUUGUGACCUGUGUGGAGUUGCUUUUCGGAAUAGAGAUAAUCUGUUCACCCAUUGGAGGUCCAGUUGCCCAGAAAUCAUGGCCAACCUCGAACCUGGCUCUGAGUUAUAUUUGAGCGACGUGGAGCUCAAAGCAAUGGUAUUGAAUUUGUUGUGGAGGUUGAAACGUGUGUCUCGUCAGUCGCCAUUGCGAUCCAUCCGCACCAAUAGAAACUAUGUGGAGGAGCUCCAUAAUUUGACGACUCAUCGCGACGAUCGUGAUCAAAGUGGUUGCAACUCUGGGAAUCAGCGAUGCAAAGAGACGAGUCCGUCAUCAGCUGAUCCGGAAGGA